This is a messenger RNA of Colletotrichum phormii, 1416 nucleotides long. RefSeq names its product helix-loop-helix DNA-binding domain-containing protein. The coding region runs from base 1 to 1416 and encodes 471 amino acids. Gene Ontology annotation, molecular function: protein dimerization activity. Lineage: Eukaryota; Fungi; Ascomycota; Sordariomycetes; Glomerellales; Glomerellaceae. The transcript is spliced from 2 exons. The record is from RefSeq and is a predicted model, not a curated record.
AUGGACCCCAACUUUCUCAAAAACUUCGACUUCUUCGCCGUCCCCAACAACCAAACAACAAACUCAGCCGAGCAGUCCGCCGAGUCGUCCGCCACAGGUGCUGCCAGAAAUGCGCCGGACAAUGCCUUGUGGGAGUCCCUAGGCGGCGACCCUGCAAACUCUGAGUCGACGUCCAAUGGCCCCUCCGGUUCGCUGCCUUCCUUUGCUCAGGCAUCGCCUGCCAGCACGAACUUUGGGCUCGGCUCCAUGCCAGCUCAAAUGCAGUUCAACCAUGGUGGUCAAGAAAGGAAUCCAGGCUUACCGAGCCGCGCUGCGCCGAGCCAAGAUCCCCGGCGGAGAGAUGGUCAUGCACGGAAACGGACCAAGGUCGAUUCUGAGGCUGCUGCAUUGGAGUCGGUCGACUACUGGAUCCAAUUCGAUGAUGAUGAGGAACAGAAGCUGGGUGGAAGCUUUGAGAUCGACUUUUCAAGGCGUAGCAACCCUACUCCAAACUACCGGCCUAGGCCCGCUGCAAACCGCCUGAACCCCAUGUCCACAACACCUGGCCUGGGUGCCGGCUUAUACACCAAUCCUGUUUUCAAGCCAGAGGACUUCAUGGAUGAUGCCGCUCUUGACAAUGCCCUCUCUGACGAUGAGGACUUUCUGGAAUCAAUGAACCUCGGCGACCAGCUUGGGAAGAUUGAUUCUCAACCGCCUCAAGAGGUACCGCCCAGGGAAGGUCUUUACUCAACACCCCUGAGCUGGGAAAAGCCUGCACCUGGGCUAAGGAUGAACCCCCUUUUUGGAAUGGGGGGAAUGGGUGCCAUGGGUGCGCCCAUGCUUGACCCCGAACAGCGACGCUUGCUAGCUAUAGCGCUCAACACGGGGCGAUCUUCAACUAGUAUAGGGUCUGGCAUGGGAUUUGGUGUUGGAGCAGACCUUGGUCCAGAAUUCGCGAGCUUGGAAAACUUCGAUGCCAGCAUGGCAUCAGGCAGCAUGAACGACAUGGCCAACGAUCCCGAGCAAGCGGCUCUUCACAAGGGCAAGCAAAAGGAGAAAGCCUCCGUAAAGGAGGAGCCCGGCACCCAACGGCCGCAAGUGUCACGGACCACCACCAAUGCCACUGGUAUAUCUGAGAAGUCCAAGGAUAAGUUGAAGGCGGGCGAUCGAACGGCACACAACGACAUUGAGAGGAAGUACCGUACCAAUCUCAAAGACAGAAUUUCGGAGCUGCGUGACGCGGUGCCGUCCCUGAGAUCAAUACCCGAAGAAGGAGGUGGUGAAGAUGCUGAGGUUGAUAGCCAAUCGCAGCGCGGCCCUAAAGUCAGCAAGGUAAGCUGGAGUGAUUUUCUUCAUUCGCCAAACGUGCAACACAUGCUUACACUCAUCUACAGGGCACCGUCCUCACGAAGGCGACUGAAUAUAUACACUAUCUAG